AUGGAGGGCGCGUACCUCGCCUGGGAGCUGGCGCACGCCGUGCUGCUGCUGAGCCUCUUUCCCGCAGGUGGUUCACUGCCCCAUGAAGAAUCUUCACUGGUUGUGAAUAAAGGGGAGGAAUUAAGGCUGAGGUGCAAUGAGGAUGGACCCGUGACUUGGAAUUUCCAGAACUCGGACCCAUCGGCAAAAGCAAGGAGUUCCAAUGAGAAAGAGUGGUACACCAAAAAUGCAACAGUCAGAGACAUAGGCAGAUACAUAUGCAAAAGCAAAGGGAGUAUUGUCACCUCUUUUUAUGUUUUUGUUAAAGAUCCAAAUGUGCUCUUCCUUGUUGAUUCUCUGAUCUAUGGAAAAGAAGACAGUGACAUCCUGUUAGUGUGCCCACUAACAGAUCCAGAUGUUUCCAAUUUCACGCUCAGAAAAUGCGAUGGCAAACCUCUCCCCAAAAAUAUGACGUUUAUUCCCAAUCCCCAGAAAGGCAUCAUUAUAAAGAACGUACAGAGGUCAUUUAAGGGCUGCUACCAGUGCUUGGCCAACCACAAUGGCGUUGAGAAAAUAUCGGAGCACAUUUUCCUGAAUGUGAGACCAGUUCACAAAACUCUUCCCGUCAUCACCUUAUCCAAAAGCUACGAGCUUCUCAAAGAAGGGGAAGAGUUUGAAGUUACAUGCAUAAUCACGGAUGUGGAUAGCAGCGUACAGGCUAGUUGGAUUUCUCACAAAAGUGGGAUUGUUACAAGCAAAAGCAGAAAUUUGGGUGAUUAUGGAUACGAAAGGAAAUUAACAUUGAAUAUCCGUUCAGUGGGAGUUAAUGAUUCUGGAGAAUUCACAUGCCAAGCAGAAAAUGCUUUCGGAAAACACAAUGCCACAGUAACCUUGAAAGCACUAGCUAAAGGAUUUGUCCAUUUAUUUGCAACAAUGAAUACCACAAUAGAUAUAAAUGCAGGACAAAAUGGAAAUUUAACAGUUGAGUAUGAGGCAUAUCCAAAACCGAAGGAAGAAGUCUGGAUGUACAUGAACGAAACAUUACAGAAUUCAUCAGACCAUUAUGUCAAGUUCAAGACUCUGGGCAAUAACAGUUAUACAAGUGAACUUCACCUUACCCGAUUAAAAGGAACAGAAGGAGGCAUUUACACAUUUUUUGUGUCCAAUUCUGAUGCCAGCUCCUCUGUAACAUUUAAUGUCUAUGUGAAAACAAAACCAGAGAUUCUCACUUUGGAUAUACUUAGCAAUGGUAUUCUCCAGUGUGUAGCAGCUGGAUUCCCAGCCCCCACCAUAUACUGGUAUUUUUGCCCAGGAACUGAGCAGAGGUGUUUUGAUUCACCAACAAUAUCCCCCAUGGAUGUCAAAAUCAGUUACACAAAUUCAUCAGUGCCGUCAUUUGAACGAAUCCUGGUUGAAAGCACCAUUAAUGCCAGCAUGUUCAGGAGCACCGGCACCGUGUGCUGCGAGGCCUCCAGCAAUGGGGACAGGAGCUCUGCUUUCUUCAACUUUGCUAUUAAAGAACAAAUCCGUACCCAUACCCUUUUCACCCCUUUACUAAUCGCGUUUGGAGUCGCUGCAGGACUGAUGUGCAUCAUAGUCAUGAUCCUGGUGUACAUAUAUUUGCAGAAACCCAAAUACGAAGUUCAGUGGAAAGUUGUUGAAGAAAUAAAUGGAAACAACUAUGUUUACAUAGACCCAACACAACUUCCUUAUGAUCACAAAUGGGAAUUUCCUAGAAACCGUUUGAGUUUUGGUAAAACCCUUGGUGCUGGAGCUUUUGGAAAAGUUGUUGAAGCCACUGCUUAUGGUCUAUUUAAAUCUGAUGCUGCUAUGACAGUAGCAGUAAAGAUGUUGAAACCAAGUGCCCAUUUAACAGAAAGAGAAGCCUUGAUGUCAGAGCUUAAAGUGCUGAGUUACCUUGGAAACCACAUUAAUAUCGUGAAUCUGCUUGGAGCUUGCACUAUUGGAGGUCCCACCCUGGUCAUUACGGAAUAUUGCUGCUAUGGUGAUCUUUUAAAUUUUCUGAGGCGGAAACGAGAUUCAUUUAUUUGUCCAAAACAUGAAGAACAUGCAGAAACAGCAGUUUAUGAGAACCUUUUGGAUCAGGCAGAGCCUGCAGCUGAUGUUGCCAAUGAGUACAUGGACAUGAAACCAGGAGUGUCAUAUGCAGUCCCACCAAAAGCUGAUAAAAAACGACCAGUGAAGUCUGGAUCCUACACUGAUCAGGAUGUUACCCUUUCUAUGUUGGAAGAUGAUGAACUUGCUCUAGAUGUUGAAGAUCUACUAAGCUUUUCUUACCAGGUGGCAAAGGGCAUGAGCUUCCUUGCCUCCAAAAAUUGCAUUCAUAGGGAUCUGGCUGCAAGAAAUAUUCUUCUCACUCAUGGUCGGAUAACAAAAAUCUGUGACUUUGGCCUGGCAAGAGAUAUAAGGAAUGACUCAAAUUAUGUGGUCAAAGGAAACGCUCGUCUUCCUGUCAAGUGGAUGGCACCUGAAAGUAUUUUCAAUUGCGUCUACACCUUUGAGAGUGACGUCUGGUCUUACGGGAUAUUGCUUUGGGAGCUUUUUUCUUUAGGAAGCAGUCCAUAUCCAGGGAUGCCCGUGGACUCCAAGUUCUAUAAAAUGAUCAAGGAGGGAUACAGGAUGUUCAGCCCUGAGUGUGCACCACCUGAAAUGUAUGACAUAAUGAAGAGUUGCUGGGAUGCUGAUCCUUUACAGAGACCCACAUUUAAACAAAUCGUACAGCUGAUAGAGCAGCAGCUUUCUGAUAAUGCCCCCCGGGUUUAUGCGAACUUCUCAACUCCACCUUCCAGUCAAGGAAACGCUCCAGAUCACUCCGUGAGGAUUAACUCGGUGGGUAGCAGUGCUUCAUCUACUCAGCCUCUCCUGGUACGCGAAGAUGUCUGAGUGGCAUCUGGAAGAAGAGGAGCCCAGAUGUAUUAGCUGUUUGUAUUGUGCAGGGGGUGAGAGAGGGACAACUUCAA
Molecule: messenger RNA, 2960 nt
Organism: Gavia stellata (red-throated loon)
Lineage: Eukaryota; Metazoa; Chordata; Aves; Gaviiformes; Gaviidae
Gene: KIT
Product: KIT proto-oncogene, receptor tyrosine kinase
Exons: 21
Coding region: 1-2883 (960 amino acids)
Biological process (GO): Fc receptor signaling pathway; positive regulation of cell migration; B cell differentiation
Cellular component (GO): signaling receptor complex
Molecular function (GO): transmembrane receptor protein tyrosine kinase activity; cytokine binding; ATP binding
Source: RefSeq, a predicted model, not a curated record